AUGUGGAGCUAUCUUCGGUCAUAUUUUGAACCUACUGAUCCACAACAGUUUGGCCUGGCUCUUCCACCCCAGCCGGUGACCAUCCGAGGCAUCAGAUUCCCUGCUGAUAGGUCCAAACCCCACCUACUCUCUCUCACUACAACGACAUACGGCGUACAUGAUGGAGGUGAUUGUUGUUGGGGUCACAUCCCGGAUUUAAGAGGCUUCUGGGAGACCACAAGGGCAUGGCAGUGGCGAGACUUUGAAACAUUUCAUCUCGACCGACAACCACUCGGCAGCUGUAAUGGACUAUACGUUCUCUUCUACUCGUUCGACCUCGAGACAUUGCCCGAGAACAAUAACUUUCCGCCGGCGAUCUUUGGGCGGCAGCGGGCUUUCGCUGGCGAUGCGUUUGUUGUCAAACUUAAGAGCGAUGACAUCGAGUCGGAUCUUGGAGAUGAUGGGUGGGCGGCCUGGGAUGAUGUGCCCUUGGAUAUCCUAACCCUACCGAUUAUGAAAAUCUGA
Messenger RNA from Ophidiomyces ophidiicola, 504 nucleotides. RefSeq lists its product as uncharacterized. The coding region runs from base 1 to 504 and encodes 167 amino acids. The record is from RefSeq and is a predicted model, not a curated record. The transcript has a single exon. NCBI's taxonomy places the organism in Eukaryota, Fungi, Ascomycota, Eurotiomycetes, Onygenales, Onygenaceae.